Lepus europaeus (European hare) is the source of this 3168-nucleotide messenger RNA. RefSeq names its product TNF receptor superfamily member 4 (gene TNFRSF4). NCBI's taxonomy places the organism in Eukaryota, Metazoa, Chordata, Mammalia, Lagomorpha, Leporidae. The coding region runs from base 2024 to 2920 and encodes 298 amino acids. Gene Ontology annotation, biological process: inflammatory response. The transcript has 6 exons. The record is from RefSeq and is a predicted model, not a curated record. Gene Ontology annotation, molecular function: protein binding; tumor necrosis factor receptor activity.
GCCCCUGGGGGUGGGGCUCAGCCGCAGGUGCCCCCAGCACGGCCCUCCCGUCCGUCCUCCCCCCCCCCGCCUGUGGCCAGAGUACACAGGACCCCAGCGUCCUUGCCUCCCAGGGCAGGUGUGUGCUGACGCUGGGCUGGACGUCUGGCUGUGCAGUGGCCCUGCCAGCUCCAGGCUGGUGUUCAGGGGCAGUCAUCCCUUGGAGCCACUCCGGGCCUCCCCCCAACUGGGCAUGCAGCUCGAGCCCCUGGCCAGCAUGUCUGGUCGCCACGGCAGGCUGACGGACAAGGACAGCACAAGGCGGCCCUGCCCAGGCGGGGAGCAGGUCUCCAUGACGCAGUCUUACUUCCUGGGCCACUGUUUUCUCACGAGCGUCGUCUCUUCUCCAGAAGUGUGCCCGCUGGGGCAGGCGCCGGCCCCUCCCACGUGUGGCCCCGCGGCCGGUCCAUCCUGAACCCACGGGGGUGAGGGGUGGCCGGUGAUGUCCCCGGCGCCUGGCCCUCCACCCCUGGGGGGAUCCGGGUGGAGCUCCCGCUCCUGACAGCCGCCUGGCCCACCCCAGAGGCUGGAAUCUGUCUCUCCCUCUGUUCUGCCUCUCAAAUAUUUUAAGAAUUUUUGCUUUGGAGCAGGGUCCACGCCUGUUUCCCCCAGGGCUCCCCCAACACCUGGGACCUGGCCCAGUCCAGCUGGAGGGGCCGCUGGGGAGAGAAGCACUGGACAGGAGCUCUCCCGGGAGACCUCGGCCCUGACCAGUUCACUCAGGCCCCGUGGUGGCCUGCGGUGGAUGCCGAGCCCGUCACCACUGCCACUCAGUUUCUCUCCCGAGGGCCGCCGGGGCCGCCAGCAUCUUCCAGAUGCUCGCUGCUCGAAGAGUUUUGCAUUAACUGAAAUGUUUGGUUUUUUAAGGAUGUGUUUAUUUGAAAGGCAGAGCUACGGAGAGCAGGAGGUGAUCAGUAGAGCUACAGCCUGCCGUGCCGGCUCCCAUGUGGGCGUUGGUUCCAGUCCUGGCUGCUCCACUUCCUGUCCAGCUCCCUGCUGUAGCUGGGAAAGCAGAGGAGGCUGGGGCAGGGGCUUGGCCCCCGCACCACGUGGGAGGCCCAGGAGAAGCUCCUGGCUCCUGCCACAGCCUGGCCCAGCCAGGGGAGUGAACCAGUGGGCGGAAGACCCCUGUCUCUGUCUUUUAAAUUAAUGACAACUGAAAAAUAAACACCUGAGACCAUUCCCGUGUGGAGAUCCCAUCUGCUCCAUGUGCCGACUGCGGCCUUCCGUGGUGCUUGUGGGGGUCACGUGGGGCCACGCUGUCUUCCUGGGGGUGGGCGGCCAGCCAGUGGACAGCCCUGCGGGGCCUGAGGCCGGGCCGCGAGCCUCUUGUGCCCACAGCAAGGGGCCCUCAGUUUGCCAAAGUCUAAGGGGGGCGUCCACCUUGGGUCCCCUCAGGGUGGAGGCCAGGGAAACCUGACUUCCUUGGCAGACCCACAGCAUCCUCGGCGGGUCCAGUCCCUAGCGCAUCUGUAGCCAGUGAUGUGUACUGGCCUCCAUGGCUGAGUGGCCAGGGUGGGGUCUCCGGCAGCACUGCCCGCCCAGACCCCGUGUCCCCCGGGACCCGGGCAGAGCCGGGGCUGAGAUCUCUGGGGGGGGCAGCUCCUCGUCUGCUGGCCGGCCUGCCAGGUCUCAGCACACGCAUGCGCACAGGUCACACGCGUGAUGGCCGGACCCCCACCCCAGGCCCUCUCUGUACCUCAGGGGCUUUGGGAGAGUGACCACAUGGUGGCCAGGUGCAGAGCUGGCCUCUCCCCAUCCCCAGCGGCCUAGGCCUCUAAGGCUGGGGAUUUCCCUGCCCUGAGCCUGGGGGGAGGAAGGGGAUUUCCACCCUCCCCUGCCAUCAUGUGGGGUGCGGGGCAGACCCCUGCCCGAGCCUUUCCUCUAGAAGCAUGGAUUGAGAGAGCGGUCCCGCCCCGCCCCUCCCCCGCAGCCCUUAUAGCCACAUCCUGCAAGGAGAGCCUGCAGUCCCACGUUCACAGUGAUGCCUGUGGGGGCCUGGCCCGCAGCGCUCGGCUUGGCCCUGCUGCUCCUGGGGCUCCUGCUGGGUGCCGAGGCCAGGCCGGACUGCGUCGGGGACACCUACCCCGGCGGGCACCGGUGCUGCCAUGAGUGCCAGCCAGGCUACGGCAUGGUGAGCCGCUGUGACCACAGCCAGGACACCAUCUGCCGCCCGUGCGAGCCCGGCUUCUACAACGAGGCCGUCAACUACGAGGCCUGCAAGCCUUGCACACAGUGCAACAGGAGGAGCGGGAGUGAACCCCAGCAGGAAUGCACCCGUACACGAGACACCGUCUGCCGCUGCCGGCCAGGCACCCAGCCCCUGAACGGCUACAAGCACGGAGUGGACUGUGCCCCCUGCCCCCAGGGCCACUUCUCCGAGGGCAACAACCGGGCCUGCAGGCCCUGGACCAACUGCACCUUAGCUGGGAAGCGGACACUGCAGCCGGCCAGCAGUGUCUCGGACACUGUCUGUGAGGACAGGAGCUCCCUGGCUACGCGGCCCUGGGAGACCCCCAGUGCCCCUGCCCGGCCCCCCACGGCCAGGACUUCCACAGCCCGGCCCAGGACGCCCCAGGGUCCCUCCACACCCACCUUGGAGGCCUCCAAGGGCCCCCAGCUGGCCAUUGUCCUGAGCCUGGGCCUGGGCCUGGGCCUGCUGGCCCCCCUGGCUGCUCUGCUGGCCCUGUACCUGCACCAAAGGGCCUGGAGGCCCCCCAAGCCCCCUGGUGAGUGUCCACUGUGGAUCCAGCCCAGACCAUCCCUGGGGGCUGAGGCCCCUCCCACCUCUGGCUCUUUCCCUCUCCCAGGAGGAGGAAGCUUCCGGACCCCCAUCCAAGAGGAGCAGACAGAUGCUGGUUCGACAAUGGCCAAGAUCUGAGCAGCAUCGCCGGGGAGGGGGCUGCACCCAGCCAGGCUGGCCCUCAGGGGGUAGGGGGGCCAAGGAGCAGGCCUCCGCCCACGCCCCUGGUGCCGUUUUAGGUGCUGUGCUCCGGGCUCUCCCAUGUGUGUUGUGCACACUCCCUGCCCAGGUCAUUCACCCAAUAAACACGCCUGCAACCACUGGUCUGUGACUCGGCCCCGUGGGGGGGCUGGGGUCCCACGUCUUGGGGAGGCCAGAGCUGCAGC